UGUCCCAUCAUUAUUUAUUCCCAAAGUUUUGUUAAAAUGGCUGGAUUUCAGUUGACUGAUCGGAUUUCGAAGCAAGAUCUGUUCGCUUGUUUAUGCAUUUGGAUGGAAGAAAAUCCAUUUUCCUCGACAGAAUCCCAAAGAACGAGACAGGAAACUCUUCAAGGAGAACACAAUGGUUGCCUGAGAGGCCAAGGUCUCAAUAAAGUCGGAGUUGUAGUUACAGACCUAAACGAUCAGAUUAUCGCGUUGGAUUAUUCGCGGGACAGCCUUCAUGGCGUAAUCAAUGUUCUUGUGGAACGUCCAAAUAAAUUACGAGGUGGCAUUGUUUACACUUCAAGGAAACCUUGUUCUCUAUGUAUGAAAUACAUGGUACAAAUGGAGAUUAAUAGAGUGUAUUUUUUGCCCUUUGAGCCUGAAGUUCCUACACAGGAAGAUGCCAUCCGGUGUGACAAGUUGAGCCGUGUUUGUUCUAUAGCCCAGUCUUUAUACAUACCUACAAUCACUACAAAUGAUUUACAAGAAUCGUCUCAAAAACGAUCUCCUUACACUACAUCUAAAGGAUCUUAUAAGGAAUACAAACAGCAUUUAGUACACUGCUAUUGGGGCGAACAGUGGCUUGAGAAAAUAUCCAAAGUAUGGCCUGGCUUUUUUGAAGUUACUGAGACUAUUAACCAACAAAUCUUGAAUAUGUUUGAAUUUCUUGCAAAAGUUACUAUUUCAGAUAUCCCACAUGAAACUAGCUUUCGGAAAUAUGGUUCCCCAAAUGGGAUUGUAUCAGUGAAAAGGAAUGAUGAAAUGGGAAAUGAAAGUUGUCCAAAAUGGCAGGAAUUUGCCUGCUAUAUGUCAAGACUGGCACAUAUCUUGGCUCAAAGGUCUGAUGAUCCUACACGUGGCGUAGGUACAGUGAUUACUAAGAAUGAAGAAAUCAUUGCUGUGGGYUGGAAUGGCUUCCCUGCAAAAGCUAUGUAUGGUGACUUCCCMCGWGCAAAAGAUACSGAUGUCCACRUAAAAGACAAGAAAUACCCCUAUAGUAUCCAUGCUGAACAAAGUGCCAUUCUCACAAGGUUUUUUGAUGACAUAAAAGAUAAGACAACAACCCUUUUUGUUACCAAGAUGCCUUGUGAUGAAUGUGUCCCUGUGAUAUCUAAGGUUGGGAUUAAGACUGUGGUGUUUCCUCCAAAUAGACCAAAGAGCCAUUCAACAUUUCURCAAUAUGGACGGUUGGAGAAGUUGAUUGCAGAAGGUCAAAUCAAGUGUUAUACCUCAACUACGGCAUUGUGCAACACAGCCGCCAGAAAUCUAGUUUCAAAUGGAACAUUAUGAUAACCAAGAACCAUUCAAUUAUAGUAAAUUCUCCUUUACAAAUUUUGUAAAAAAUAAUACUAUUUUGUCAAUUAAUAACAAAUUUUAGUUAUAUCCAAUGAUAUUUUAUUCUGAAAAUUUUUAAAUUAUUUGUAUCCAAAGAAAGGGAAAUGGAAUUAACUGGAUGAAUAAUGAAGGGAAAUAAUUAUAAAUAUUUAUCCUUUAGUUAAUUCUAAUAAAUAUUUGCUUUUAUACC
This is a messenger RNA of Exaiptasia diaphana, 1558 nucleotides long. RefSeq names its product cytidine and dCMP deaminase domain-containing protein 1. Gene Ontology annotation, molecular function: dCMP deaminase activity; zinc ion binding. Gene Ontology annotation, biological process: dTMP biosynthetic process; dUMP biosynthetic process. The coding region runs from base 37 to 1323 and encodes 428 amino acids. Gene Ontology annotation, cellular component: cytoplasm. Lineage: Eukaryota; Metazoa; Cnidaria; Anthozoa; Actiniaria; Aiptasiidae. The transcript has a single exon. The record is from RefSeq and is a predicted model, not a curated record.